CAGUGGGAGAGGACCAGGAUACCCCUCCCUCCUACUGAAAUAUCACAUCAAACCAUAACAAGAUGGCCUCCUUGUCAGUGGAUCCAGUGACGGAGCCACGGAUGUACCAGCAAACGCUCCUACCAGAUGGGCUCUGUGAUCUCCUGGAUGCUAACAAGUUUGUGGACUGCGUUCUGAAGAUCAAAGACAAAGAGUUUCCUUGUCAUCGGCUAGUGCUAGCCGCUAGCAGCCCUUACUUCAAAGCCAUGUUCCUUUCAGACCUGGAAGAGAGCAAAAAGCGGGAGAUUGUUCUAAAAGACAUCGAACCUGGAGUCAUGGAAAUGAUCCUGAGGUACAUAUACACCUCGGAUAUCAACCUGACUGAGCAUAACGUCCAAGACAUUUUCAUGGCAGCCAACAUGUACCAGAUUCCAUCAAUCUUCAGCGUGUGUGUCUCGUAUCUGCAGCAGAAGCUGGUUCUUGGUAACUGUCUGGCCAUCUUUAGACUGGGACUGUUGCUGGACUGUCCACGUUUGGCUAUGGAGGCUCGGGACUUCAUCUGUGACCGUUAUGCCCUCAUCAUUCGGGACCAGGACUUCCAUCAGUUGGGUCCCAGCGAGUUGGCGGCUAUCAUCACAUGUGACUCUCUGAAUGUGGAACGAGAAGAGUUGGUGUUUGAAUCUCUCAUGGACUGGGUGGAGUUCGACACGGGAGAGAGAUUGAAUGACCUGCCGCAACUUCUACACUGCGUACGUUUCCGUCUUAUACCGACGAGUUACUUUAAAGAGAAAGUCGAGGGCCACAGAUUGAUCAGGACAAAUCAGGAGCUCAAGAAGGAGCUUCAGAUCGUCAAGGAUGCACAGAAAGGAGUGCUACACAGGGUCAAAAGGGUCAAGAAGGAAGGCGAGACAGCAGAUUCUGAGGACGAGGAUGAGGAGGGUAUGCUGCCAGGAAUCCUAAAUGACAAUCCACGUUUUGGAAUGUUUCAAUCAGACCUUUUAUUAAUGAUUAGCGAUACAGGAGCGGUAGCAUAUGACGUUGACGCAAACGAGUGCUUCAUGGCAUCUUCAUCCACCGAGAUCCCUAAGAACCAUUGCAGUCUUGUCACAAAGGAAAAUCAGAUCUUUGUUGCUGGAGGUCUGAUGUACAACGAAGAGAACAAAGAACAGCCGUUCAGUUCCUACUUUCUUCAGUUUGAUCCCAUGAGCUCUGGAUGGUUGGGGAUGCCCUCACUACCAGACCCUCGGUGUCUGUUCGGUCUGGCGGAGGCUGAGAACUCCAUCUAUGUGGUGGGAGGAAAAGAGCUGAAGGAGGGAGAACGUGCUCUAGAUUCUGUUAUGAUCUACGACAGACAGUCAUUCAAAUGGGGAGAGUCAGACCCUCUUCCAUACGCAGUUUAUGGACAUGGAAUUGUUUCACACAAAGGACUGGUCUAUGUGAUAGGUGGCAAAACUGAGAGCGAGAAAUGCCUGAGGAGAGUAUGUGUCUAUGACCCCUCUAAGUUUGAAUGGAAGGAUCUGGCACCCAUGAAAACCGCCCGCUCGCUGUUUGGCACUGCUGUUCACAAAAACAAAAUCUAUGUGGUGACUGGAGUCACUGAUAACGGCCUGACUAGCAGUGUGGAGGUCUAUGACAUCGCCAGCAACUUCUGGUCAGAGUUCGUGGAGUUUCCUCAGGAGAGAAGCUCUCUUAACCUGAUCGAACUGGGCGGCUGCUUGUAUGCUGUGGGGGGUUUUGCUAUGAUGCCCAAUGAGACCACAGAAAAACUGGAGCCCACUGAAAUGAAUGACAUAUGGAGGUUUGAGGAGGAGGAGAACUGCUGGAAUGGGAUCCUGAGGGAGAUCCGUUAUGCUGCAGGGGCCACAGUGGUUGGAGUGAGUCUGAACACCUUGAGACUCACAAAGAUGUGAUCUACAGCUGUCAUCUAUUGACAGAAUACACAGUAAACAAUGUCACCCACAUCUUCAUAAAAGAGCAAUACAUAUUCCAUUGAAUCAUUUGUCACAGAUUUAUAGUUAGUUUGUUAUUGAUCUUAGCAGUGUUUGAUGCUGCUGUUCCAAGAAAACUCAGCAGAUGGAGACAAACACAAGACCAUUUUUUUUUCAUAAGAAUGCUUUGUUAGUCAUUUUGGGUAAUUAGAUGUUGAAUAAUUUGACUUAUUUAAAUAACCAUGUACAUUGAUUUCUAUCAUUCUAUUAUGUUAUUUUAGAUGACAACUACAAUUGAACAUUUUGCAAUUAUGACCAAGUACAAUGUUCUUACAUUAAAAAAAGAGAAAUAAAUGGCAGUGACUGAACAAUAACCUAAUCUACUGUAGACAAUGACCAAACUAAAAAACACGAACAACAAAACACAAUCGUCUGUGGUAAAUGUUAACACAAAUAUUGUCAUACACCCUCCAAAGCCACAUGAAAAUAAAAAAAGUAAAGGUGAAAGAAUACAAGGAUUUUCUAUUCUGUAUGCCAUCGGAUACUGCUUGACAUCAUGAUGGGUCCUGGAUGGAGCUUCAGAGUCAUUUUUUCAUCAUGAAUAAUAUAACAGCUAGUGCUGCGAACACAAACACUCUGGAAUAAAGAGAUCUGAACACCUCUCGGGUUUUGGAACAUUGUGCAUAGACCAAAAUAUUCAUAUAAUUACAUAGAAAUUAAAACAUUACAGCAAUAAAAUAAGAUUGCAAUU
Sinocyclocheilus anshuiensis is the source of this 2658-nucleotide messenger RNA. Its product is annotated as kelch-like protein 40a. The transcript has 6 exons. The coding region runs from base 63 to 1889 and encodes 608 amino acids. The record is from RefSeq and is a predicted model, not a curated record. Lineage: Eukaryota; Metazoa; Chordata; Actinopteri; Cypriniformes; Cyprinidae. Gene Ontology annotation, molecular function: protein binding.